AUGCUGAGAAGAGCAACAACGACAGAGAGAGAACAAUCCAGUGAAAGAGAGAGAGGUGUUUCUUCAUUUCUAAAUGACAGCACCCAUUCCUCAGCCAGUCUGAAAAGGCUGAUGUUGGACAUGGAGGAAAGGAAUGAAACGGCUGUGUCUGAGUUCAUCCUUCUGGGAUUUCCCAGUCUUGGUAAGAAACUGAAGAUUUUCCUGUUCCUAAUUCUUCUCCUCACCUACCUGAUCACAGUGACGGGCAACGUGGUCAUCAUUUUCAUAGUGUGGGUGGAUCGCCGACUCCACUCUCCCAUGUACUUUUUCAUCGCCAAUUUGUCCUUCUUGGAAAUCUGGUUCACCUCGGUCACAAGCCCUAAGCUGAUGCUGAACAUUCUCUCAGUUAGCAGAACCAUUUCAUUCCACGGCUGCAUGGCCCAGACCUUCUUCUAUUUUGCUUUAGGGAUUACAGAGUUCUGCCUCCUUGUGAUCAUGUCCUUUGAUCGCUAUGUUGCCAUCUGCCGCCCUUUGCAAUAUGCCACCAUCAUGAAGCAGAGACUCUGCAUCCAACUAGUGCUUGGCUCAUGGGUGGGGAGUUUCACAGUUAUAAGUUUACGGAUGCGCCUGAUGUCAAAGCUGAGAUUCUGUGGGCCGAAUGUGAUCAAUCAUUUCUUCUGUGACAAUUCUCCCCUCUUCCAACUCUCCUGCACUGACACCAGUGGGGUUAAGAGGAUGGACUCCAUUUUGAUCUCAACUUUAGUACUGACUUCAUUAUGUUUAACAAUGUUGUCUUACAUGAGCAUCUUUUUCUCUAUUCUACAAAUGCCAACAGCCACAGGCAGACAGAAAGCUUUUGCUACCUGUGGUUCCCAUCUCACAGCUUUGACAAUUGCCUAUGGAAGCUGCAUUGUUUUGUAUACCAGGCCUUUGGGAAAUUCCUCCUUGGAUGUCAACAAAGGGGUGGCUCUGCUGAACACCAUAGUGUACCCUUUCCUCAACCCCUUUAUCUACAGCCUCAGAAACAAGACUGUGAAACUUGCCCUGAGAGAAACCUUUAGUCGUAGUACUGUAAUGUUAUUCCCCAAUCUGUGCCAUGCUUCUGGAUAG
Mauremys mutica (yellowpond turtle) is the source of this 1089-nucleotide messenger RNA. Its product is annotated as olfactory receptor 6M1-like. The coding region runs from base 1 to 1089 and encodes 362 amino acids. Gene Ontology annotation, cellular component: membrane. Lineage: Eukaryota; Metazoa; Chordata; Testudines; Geoemydidae. Gene Ontology annotation, biological process: G protein-coupled receptor signaling pathway. The transcript has 2 exons. Gene Ontology annotation, molecular function: G protein-coupled receptor activity; olfactory receptor activity. The record is from RefSeq and is a predicted model, not a curated record.